GGAAUAACAUACUAGUUCAAAUUUUAUUCAGUGCCAUUCCUUCCGUUAGUGGUUCACAUUCAGUGCUACCAUUUCCUUGGCUUCAGAUGGGGUUUUGCACGCGGUGGUAACUAAAGACAUGGAUCAGCAAAACUUGUGAAUCAGCAUAUCCUUCCGGUUUCUACGAGUUCAAAUAAAAGUAAUAGCAAUUGAAAACUCCACAAAUACAAAAAUCGAUUCGAGUGGUUGAACUUUAUAACCGUAGCACCGAAAUUUUGAAGAUGCCAGGGAAUGACGAUGGCGUCAUAUCCAACGAACCUAAACGCCGUGUCAGUAUAAUCACAGAUCCUGUUAUGGAGAGCAGGAUGGGUCACGAUAACUUGGGCUUCGAACCAAAUACUAAACGAAAAAUAUCUCAGCAUUCCAGUCAUUCAGAAGAUGGACCAGUGAGACGGAAAAGCAACCUUCAUCAUUCACACAAUGUCGACAGUGCAGCAGUUAACAGCUAUGAGCAAAGAGUGAAUGGAGAAGUGAACAGAACCAAAAAACAGUCGUUUUCCGAGGAGGUGUUAGCAAAAAUCAAUCAAGAAUAUGAAACUGGGCAGCAGAAUGCACACAUAGAACAGUCAUGGAUCUAUUCGCUGUGCAUGCGAUGUAGAGUAGAAUACAGUACACCAUCGUGGGAACCACCUGGAUGGCAAAAAGUUUGCCCCUAUCCUCUAUGCCCACCCUAUAGACAAUUUGCUAGAAUAAUUUCCAUAAUUUUAAUUGGAUUACUAUUAUGGACAACCGCGUACGUUAUAAUUGGAGAUUCGGCAGCGCCUGGUGGUCAACUAUUCCAAUUGGCGGUAUUGACUGUAGCAGCUAAUUUUGGAGGUUUUCUCAUAUCACUUACCACAUUACCCCGCCUUAUCGGAAUGCUUUUGGUUGGCCUUUUAUUUCAGAAUGUUGGAUGGGUCAAUCUCGAUGGUGAAUUUACAAAAGUUACUGCUGAACUCAGAAAAUUUGCGUUGGUUAUUAUCCUGACACGAGCUGGGUUGGAAAUGGACCCAAAAGCAUUCAAAAAAGUGUACGUCACCAUCUUAAAGUUAGGUCUCAUUCCGUGGACUGUAGAGUUCGUAUUGAUAGGAGUUUUGACGCAUUAUCUACUCGACCUUCCAUGGAUUUGGGCCAUGAUGUUAGGCUCCAUCAUUUCUGCAGUAUCCCCGGCUGUGGUGGUACCUUGCCUCUUCAGACUGAGAACCAAAGGUUAUGGUGUCGUCAAAGGAAUCCCAACAUUGAUCAUUGCAGUAGCCGGUAUUGACGACGCAGCAUCAGUAGCAGUGUUUGGCAUCAUUUCUAGCAUUAUGUUCACACAACAAGGAUUAGCUUUCCAAAUUGCCCAAGCUCCGGUUUGCGUUCUUGGAGGUCUUGGAUUUGGGAUAUUUUGGGGCUUCUUAUGUAAAUACGUCCCGGAAAAAGGAGAUGCCUAUGUAGUUCCUAUACGUACACUUAUGUUGUUUGGGGGCGGCUUAUUGGCCGUAUUCGGAAGUGAAAAAAUACACUUUGAAGGGGCUGGUCCUCUUGGUGUUGUGUUUGCCGCAUUCACAGCUUCGUGCUUUUGGUGCGGAGAAGGAUGGGAUCUUGAAGAUAAUCCAGUUUCAACCGCAUUCGAAAUAUUCUGGAUGAUAUUCGAGCCCAUAUUGUUUGGAAUAACUGGUGCAUCUAUCAAGAUUCGCGAGCUUGAUCCACACAUGGUAGCAAUCGGAACUGGCUGUAUAUACGUAUGCAUUAUCGUACGAAUCGCUGUGACUGUUGGAAUCGCAUUCGGCGAUAAACUAAACGUAAAAGAAAAGAUAUUCGUCGCCAUUUCAUGGAUGUCGAAAGCAACAGUACAGGCCGCUCUUGGCCCUGUCGCAUUAAAGGCAGUUGCAUCCCAACAUCGGUCUGAGGAAGAAAAGCACUAUGCAGAAUUAGUGAAAAAUUUCUGCAUUCUUAGCAUUAUUCUAUCCGCUCCUCUAGGAGCCUUGCUGAUUUCCAUUAGCGGUACAAAAUUGCUGAAAAAGACGAAACCCAUGCUGGAACCCCCAGAAGGCUGGCGACGAAGUCAUCGACCAUCACUACACGACAUCAGUAUUAUCGACGAAGAGGAGGAGCGUGAAGAUAUUGAGGGUAUCGCUGAUGAAGAUACUGCUGCCAAUACGCUAUCUAACGCACAAUCAGCCUCUGUGUUUACGGUUACAAAGUUCUAGAAACCAUCGGACCCUGAAAUUACACUAACGCACUGUACACAGUAGUUUCAACAAAAUUGCUGCACAAAAACCACCAUCUGGUUAAAUAGUUCAAAAACAUUACACAUUUCUAGCCAUACCAAAAAAAAAAUCAAAACACAAAACACGAGAAAUUUCAUAGAAACCAUC
Aedes aegypti (yellow fever mosquito) is the source of this 2378-nucleotide messenger RNA. RefSeq names its product sodium/hydrogen exchanger 9B2 (gene Nha1). Gene Ontology annotation, molecular function: antiporter activity. The transcript is spliced from 10 exons. Gene Ontology annotation, biological process: proton transmembrane transport. Gene Ontology annotation, cellular component: membrane. The coding region runs from base 261 to 2210 and encodes 649 amino acids. The record is from RefSeq and is a predicted model, not a curated record. Lineage: Eukaryota; Metazoa; Arthropoda; Insecta; Diptera; Culicidae.